AUGUGGUCCCAGAGGAACCAACCCACACGUGGUCCCAGAGGAACCAACCUCACACUAUGUGGUCCCAGAAGAACCAACCCACCGAAAGUCAAUGUGGUUACAGAGGAACCAACCUCACUGAAAUUCUAUGUGGUCCCAGAGGAACCAACCUCACUGAAUUUCUAUGUGGUCCCAGAGGAACCAACCCACACGAAAGUCAAUGUGGUUACAGAGGAACCAACCUCACUGAAUUUCUAUGUGGUCCCAGAGGAACCAACCCACACGAAAGUCAAUGUGGUUACAGAGGAACCAACCUCACUGAAUUUCUAUGUGGUCCCAGAGGAACCAACCUACACGAAAGUCAAUGUGGUUACAGAGGAACCAACCUCACUGAAUUUCUAUGUGGUCCCAGAGGAACCAACCCACACGAAAGUCAAUGUGGUUACGGAGGAGCCAACCUCACUGAAAUUCUAUGUGGUCCCAGAGGAACCAACCCACACGAAAGUCAAUGUGGUUACAGAGGAACUAACCUCACUGAAAGGAACCAACCCACACGAAAGUCAAUGUGGUUACAGAGGAACUAACCUCACUGAAGUUCUAUGUGGUCCCAGAGGAACCAACCUACACGAAAGUCAAUGUGGUUACAGAGGAACUAACCUCACUGAAGUUCUAUGUGGUCCCAGAGGAACCAACCUACACGAAAGUCAAUGUGGUUACAGAGGAACUAACCUCACUGAAAUUCUUUGUGGUCCAAGAGGAACCAACCUACACGAAAGUCAAUGUGGUUACAGAGAACUAACCUCACUGAAGUUCUAUGUGGUCCCAGAGGAACCAACCUACACGAAAGUCAAUGUGGUUACAGAGGAACUAACCUCACUGAAGUUCUAUGUGGUCCCAGAGGAACCAACCUCACUGAAUUUCAUGUGGUCCCAGAGGAACCAGUCAAUCAAUGUGGUUACAGAAGAACUAACCUCACUGAAAUUCUAUGUGGUCCCAGAGGAACCAACCUACACGAAAGUCAAUGUGGUUACAGAGGAACUAACCUCACUGAAAUUCUAUGUGGUCCCAGAGGAACCAACCCACACGAAAGUCAAUGUGGUUACAGAGGAACCAACCUCACUGAAAUUCUAUGUGGUCCCAGAGGAACCAACCAAUUUCUACACGAAAGUCAAUGUGGUUACAGAGGAACCAACCUCACUGAAAUUCUUUGUGGUCCAAGAGGAACCAACCUCCCCGAAAGUCAAUGUGGUUACAGAGGAACUAACCUCACUGAAAUUCUAUGUGUUCCCAGAGGAACCAACCUCACUGAAUUUCUAUGUUGUCCUAGAGGGACCAACCCACACGAAAGUCAAUGUGGUUACGGAGGAGCCAACCUCACUGAAAUUCUAUGUGGUCCCAGAGGAACCAACCUCCCCGAAAGUCAAUGUGCUUACAGAGGAACUAACCUCACUGAAGUUCUAUGAAUUUCUGGAACCAACCCACACGAAAAUCAAUGUGGUUACAGAGGAACUAACCUCACUGAAAUUCUAUGUGGUCCCAGAGGAACCAACCUCCCCGAAUGUCAAUGUGGUUACAGAGGAACUAACCUCACUGAAAUUCUAUGUGGUCCCAGAGGAACCAACCUCACUGAAUUUCUAUGUGGUCCCAGAGGAACCAACCCACACGAAAGUCAAUGUGGUUACAGAGGAACCAACCUCACUGAAUUUCUAUGUGGUCCCACACGAGGAUGUGGUUACCAACCUCCUACAUGUGGUCGAACCAACCCACACGAAAGUCAAUGUGGUUACAGAGGAACCAACCUCACUGAAAUUCUAUGUGGUCCCAGAGGAACCAACCUCACUGAAUUUCUAUGUGGUCCCAGAGGAACCAACCUCACUGAAAUUCAAUGUGGUCCCAGAGGAACCAACCUCACUGAAUUUCUAUGUGGUCCCAGAGGAACCAACCUCCCUGAAAGUCAAUGUGGUUACAGAGGAACCAACCAACCACUGA
Messenger RNA from Acanthosepion pharaonis, 1968 nucleotides. Lineage: Eukaryota; Metazoa; Mollusca; Cephalopoda; Sepiida; Sepiidae. The record is from the annotation of a GenBank genome assembly.